Oncorhynchus kisutch (coho salmon) is the source of this 4680-nucleotide messenger RNA. Its product is annotated as fatty acid desaturase 6-like. Gene Ontology annotation, biological process: lipid metabolic process. Gene Ontology annotation, cellular component: membrane. Gene Ontology annotation, molecular function: oxidoreductase activity, acting on paired donors, with oxidation of a pair of donors resulting in the reduction of molecular oxygen to two molecules of water. The transcript is spliced from 6 exons. Lineage: Eukaryota; Metazoa; Chordata; Actinopteri; Salmoniformes; Salmonidae. The coding region runs from base 212 to 1399 and encodes 395 amino acids. The record is from RefSeq and is a predicted model, not a curated record.
UGAGUAACUGGAUAUAACUGCCAAUAAAACUUUGCACCCUGCCAUGCUAACAUCAGUCCAGACCCUUUGUGUUCAGGGUACAAUGUGCAGGCUGAUUUCCUCAGAGUCUGGACGUUGCCUAUGAGUCUGUCCGUACAGCCGCUGGACACACGAGCAGUCACUUUUAUUUUAGUUUGUUGUCGGUCAGGAGGGAGGCACAAAAGGAGCUGACAUGCAGAAUGUACCAAAGGAGUGGAGGGAAGAACAGAGCGUGGGAGGAGGAAGAGACAAAGAUGUUAAACCGUGGGAGGGUAGAGAGGCCUUGUUCCAAAAGAACAUCGGUAACUCCAAACAGGACAUGUCCACAGGCAAAGAGAAGAAGAAUGGAGAGAUGAUGAACGGAGGGGGAAAGGGGAUGGAGGGGACGGAUAAAGAGUCGCUGAUGAUGGAGCUGACCCGUCUGGUUCAGAAGACAGUGAAGGAGAGUAGUUGGUGGGAGCGGAGAGGCAUCGACAUCACUAUCCUGGCCCUCUCCUUUCUCCUGCUACCCCCAGCAUUCCUGCUGCUUGGUUCGUCCCAGGCCCUGGUGUUUGUCCUGGGCAUGGUGCUGAUGGGCGUGUCCCAUGCUGUCAUCACCGUCAAGGGCACCCAUCUGGCAAGUCACGGAUCGCUGAGCGAGUCCCCUACCUGGGCCGAUGUCUGGGCUGUGUUUUUCAUAGAGGUGUGUGGGUCUUUCACAGCAAGGGCAGGUGUAACAAGCCACAUUAAGAUGCACCAUGCCCACACCAACGUGAUCGGCCUGGGUGACUCCAGCACCUGGAAGAUACCCUACCUUCCCCGGGGUGUAUACCUGUUCAUUGCUCCCCUGGCUGUACCUGUUAUCACUCCUCUGGUGGCACUAGGUCAGCUGAAAGAGCACUCAAUGGGCCAGGCCCUGAGGACAGUCCUGAUGGUGUUCCUGGGGUUGUACGCUCAGUACUGGCUUUUGAUCCAUGUCUCUGGGUUCCAGUGUCUUUACAGCACCCUCCUCUGUAUGCUGCUCUGCAGGGCUAUGUUCUCCCUGCCCUACAUACACGUUAACAUCUUCCAACACAUCGGCCUGCCUAUGUUCUCCCCGACCCGUCGGCCCAAGAGGAUUUACCAGAUGACCCACGGGGUUCUGAACCUUCCUCGGAACCCCCUGCUGGACUGGAUCUUCGGACACUCCCUCAUCAACUGUCACGUGGAACACCACCUGUUCCCCUUCCUCUCCGACAACAUGUGUCUCAAGGUAAAGCCCAUCGUGUCCCAGUAUCUGAAGGAGAAGGAGCUCCCAUACCAGGAGGAUAGCUACCUCUCCCGUCUGCAGCUCUUCUUUCACAAGUACCAGGAGCUCAUGGUUUUCGCCCCACCCAUCACGGAGCUGGUGGGGGUGCAGUGAUGGAGCAGAGAGGUCGAGGAUGAGGCGGAGAACAGGAAACAGGGAAUAUACCAUCUACUAACCCAUGCUGCUAUGUGCAGUCACUGAAUUAAGAGACUGCUACCACUGUCCUACUGUUUCUAGGAGGAUCAUUCUUUAAGUGCACAAACUCCAACUCACUGACAUUAACAUAGCUAUAUAUAUAUAUAUAUAUAUAUAUAUACACUGCAUUAUUAAUAUAUUAUUUCUGUCAAAAAACAAUUACAUGAAACAAAUACAUUGUAAAUUUAUCUGCACGAUCUAACACUACAACAUGAUAGGCUAUACCAAUGAUCUUUACUCAAGACAAUGUGUAGUUAAACAACCCACUGCGCACGUACCGGUUGAAUCAAUGUUGUUUACACUUCAUUUUAAUGAAAUUAUGUGGAACCAAAGUAGAAUAGACUAAUUGAGUCUGUGCCCAUUGGGAACAAUAAUAAGGCACUUUAUGGGAUACAUACACUACCAUUCAAAAGUUUGGGGUCACUUAGAAAUGUCCUUGUUUUUGAAUUAAAAUAACAUCAAAUUGAUCAGAAAUACAGUGUAGAUGUUGUUAAUGUUGUAAAUGACUAUUGUAGCUGGAAAUGGCAGAUUUUUUUAUGGAAUAUCUACAUAGGUGUACAGAGGUCCAUUAUCAGCAACCAUAACUCCUGUGUUCCAAUGACACAUUGUGUUAGUGAUAUGUAAUUUUGUAAUCCAUGUUCAUAAAUUUUCAUUCAUCUUAAUUGGUCUGAAACCCAGAGUUUGUAAAGUUCUGGUUGAAAUGAAACAGACAGAAUUCCCAGCUCACAAUUGAUCAAAUCCAAGUUUAUUUGCAAGAGUUCCCUCGUGCAUACACAAAGACUUUCAUUUUAUGACAUUCUAACCUACGAACAUACAUACACACUAACAUUCAGAUUCUCUCUUUUUCUCCUGAAGUCUCACCACAGUUUAUUACCACUCAGCUGACAGGUCCAGUCCCCCUCAGAUACGGGAAACUUGGAGGGGCUCUCCCUGUCCUAUCUUAUCUCCCCAGAGUUAUAGAUGGGUCGGUUCAAACAUAGGUUAAGGAUCCUCUUUGUUUUCGUAAGGCACACACAUACAUUCCUCUCUUCCCCCCCUCCAACCUAGAUGGAGCUGUGUUUAUUAUUUUUAAUUACUCCUUGUUCAUGCUACAUAACCUCUGAUCCCUAAUGGUUAAGUUUCCGGGUAGAAUUAUUUAAUCAUGUAUCUUAAACCUUCAUAAAAUCUUUUAACAGUUAGCUAUUCCAAUUUGAUCAUUUUAAAAGGAUCAUUAGAAAACCCUUUUGCAAUUAUGUUAUCACCGCUGAAAACUGUUGGCCUGAUUAAAGAAGCAAUAAAACUGGCCUUCUUUAGACUAGUUGAGUAUCUGGAGCAUCAGCAUUUGUGGGUUUUAUUACAGGCUCAAAAUGGCCAGAAACAAAGACCUUCCUUCUGAAACUCAUCAGUCUAUUCUUGUUCUGAGAAAUAAAGGCUAUUCCAUGCGAGAAACUGCCAAGAAACUGAAGAUCUCGUACAACACUGUGUACUACUCCCUUCACAGAACAGCGCAAACUGUCUCUAACCAGAAUAAAAAGAGGUGUGGGGGGCCCUGGUGCACAACUAAGCAAGAGGACAAGUACAUUAGAGUGUCUAGUUUGAGAAACAGAAGCCUCACAAGUCCUCAACUGGCAGCUUCAUUAAAUAUUACCCGCAAAACACCGGUGCGUGAGUGCAUACAUUUUCAUACUGGUGCCCCGUGGGAAUCGAACCCGGUGCAAGCGCCAUACUCUACCAACUGGCCAGUUUAUGAUCUAACAUAGCAAUAAAACAUAACAUAAACUAGGUUUACCACCAGAGGUGUGUUUCCAUCAAACAGACUAGUUGCGGAUAAAAAAAGGCUGUGCGUGAUUACAUAGUGCACAUAAAAAAUUACUUUUGUGGUUAAGUUCCCAUGUACCAAAUAACAAACACAAGUCAAAUGAGUUUCCAUCGCAAUUUCAACUGUACCGAUGGUUUUGUUACAAAAACUCUUGCACAAUCUGAUUUUGGCGCAUACUCUCUAGACAAGACUUCACUGAUAAACUGGAUAGGGGGUUCUGUGAUGAGAUAUGGAUAGAAUGUAAUUUAAUUUAAUAAUUGGCAGCCAAGAACCGAUCAUCAUGUCACGAGCAUUCAAAUAAUAGCCUUCCCUCGAUAUUUAGCCAAUUGGACAUUUGCAUGAUCACCGUGCACCACCAUGUGAAGUUCAUCAUUACUUAUUUUAUCUGCCUAUAAACUUAAUGCUUUUCCACUAUGUGGUGGUAGGCCCAUAUCGCGUGACUCCAAGUUUACCUCGAUAUGAUGGUUUUUAAAUCAAUAUUUUCAGCAUAAAGGCGUUUCCAUGGCCAUUUCUAACAUAAUUCAUUUUACAGACACAAAAAGAUCCCACCAUGUCGAACGAAACUAACUGUCUGUUGACAUUUAUGAAAUUGUAUGGACUUUUCCUGUUUCUAUAAACCCUGUCGUGACCUUUUUAUGUGUCAGGUAAAUCUUCCGCAUGAAAAAUGUUGAAUGACACUGAGGGGCAGUGUUUUUACAACUAAUGCCGGUUUGUCUGAGACUGAUGUCGUGCAGGUGUUUGUACACAUGCAUAUACACACACUCAUUCAAAUAAACACAUACAAGAACACACACAUACAUGUAAUAGUGCCAGACAUGCACACAAACAUAUACAGUUGGCAUUGCUGUUAUGAUUUUAGUUGGCCUUGAUGUCCUUUGUUUUACAUUUAUUUGUUUAAUUCUUUUUUUUGCAUUGUUGUUUGCUGUCUUCUGGCUUUUUCUUUUUUCUCUUUAGUUCAUUCUCUUGGUUGUUGGUGCUUUGUGGGGGGGGGUUCUUGGGGGUGGGGAAUGGAAUUAAUUGUACACAGAUUUCUUUCGAACUUCAUGGAAUUAUAGACAGUUUGUGUUUGAUGAUUACUCUGCCAAGAGCUGUGACUUGAAUAAACGAAAUGACUGAGAUUGCGUCACAAAUGGCACCCUAUUCACCACUCUAUAGCCAAUAAGGCUCUGGUCAAAAGUGGUGCACGAUAUAGGGAAUAGGUUGCCAUUUAGGAUGUAACCUAAAUGCUGCUUUAACUGACUAUAAGGAGAUUAGUCAACACCUCUGAAUUGACCUCUUUUUACCAUAGACAGAUGUUGUUGAGUUGUGAGUGCCAAUUAUUUUGCAGUGUCUUUAAUUCAAAAGCACAUCCUUGUUUGCACUAAUUACAUUCUAUAUGAAAUAAAUAAUGUAAUAAUGUCCA